Lates calcarifer (barramundi perch) is the source of this 7587-nucleotide messenger RNA. RefSeq names its product partitioning defective 3 homolog. Gene Ontology annotation, molecular function: protein binding; phosphatidylinositol binding. The coding region runs from base 400 to 4581 and encodes 1393 amino acids. Gene Ontology annotation, cellular component: cell cortex; apical junction complex; apical plasma membrane. The transcript has 26 exons. NCBI's taxonomy places the organism in Eukaryota, Metazoa, Chordata, Actinopteri, Centropomidae. Gene Ontology annotation, biological process: establishment of centrosome localization; intracellular protein localization; establishment or maintenance of epithelial cell apical/basal polarity. The record is from RefSeq and is a predicted model, not a curated record.
ACAGUUAAGCAAAGAAAUGUAAAUAGAUUUUGGGUGAGUGAGCCCUCAGCUACAGCCUGCAUUGUAUUGGUUCGUGUUGGAAACAUUCUUAGUGCCUGCUCUGACAUGUGGGCGCACUCUCAGUGUCAGUCCAGUUGUGCGCUCUCGCUGGAGAGGCUUUUUGUUGGGAAGUUUCUGUAAGUGAGUCAACACGGCACAGGGAGGACGCCACCCAGCACUGCCACUGGAUCCAGUGCUGGGCUUCUCUUCUUCUCCGAGGACUCAGGACACAAAGACAACUUCACUUCGGGUCUCUUCACAACAGCUGGGGAUUUAGUUUCUAACCUUCGCGCAGCGGGGAUGGUUAUUGUCGUUUUGACGCGGCUUUUUCCUCAUUGGAAUUAACGCGGCGGGGGAAAAAUGAAAGUGACGGUGUGUUUCGGGAGGACCCGGGUGGUCGUUCCGUGUGGAGAUGGGAAUAUAAAAGUCCACAGCCUGAUCGAAAAAGCGGCCAUGAGGUAUAAGAAGGCGAUCGCAAAGGACCUUAGCUACUGGGUGCAGGUCCACAGAUUGGAACAUGGAGAUGGAGGCAUUUUGGACCUGGAUGAUAUGUUGUGUGAUGUGGUGGACGACAAAGACAGGCUCAUAGCUGUAUAUGACGAACAGGAUCCCCACAAUGGAGGUGACGGUACCAGCGCCAGCUCCACGGGUACACAGAGUCCUGAACCCUUUGCCAGUGAGAUGAGUUCGGCAUCUGCCUUCCAGCCCUACCAGACCAGCAGUGAGAUCGAGGUCACUCCAUCGCCCUGCGAUCCAGUGAACAUGCCUCUCCAUGUCCGUCCCAGCAGUGAUCCCUCCCUGGCUGACCUUCCUCCGGGUGAAGUCCCUGUUGGUCCAGAGGAACCGUCCAGGAAGAACCCAGCUCGCUGGUCCACAACUGCUGGCUUCCAAAAGUACAACCACAAACCAAACACGAGUACUGGUACUGGCAGCCUGGAACGAAAGGGCAGAGGAGCACAUGCCUACCGGAGUCUCCCACGGGAUGCGAGUGGCUGGACCACUCAGUUCCAGAGAGAGAUAACUCGAUCGUCCCUGAGCGCCAACCAUCCAAUGGUGGACCAAUGGCUUGACAGACAGGAACAGGAGGAGGAGGAAGAAGAGCAAAGGAAACAAGAAAGAAGGAUUGAGCGGAUAGAGCCAGUAGGGAGAGCUGACUCCUCACUGGAGCAUUCACCGUUAAGUCUAGAAGGCAUGCUGAAGCCGGUUGAGGUGUCCAAUGAAGGAGGGCCCCUGGGGAUCCACGUAGUGCCUUUCAGUUCGCAGGAUGUCAGGACUCAGGGUUUGCUGGUGAAACGUCUGGAGCAGGGAGGCAAAGCUGAACAGGAGCGUCUCUUCCAGGAGAACGACUGCAUAGUCAUGAUAAAUCAGGGAGACAUCCGCAACCUGCGGUUUGAACAAGCCCAGAACAUUUUCAGGCAGGCGAUGCGUUCCCCGGUCAUCCUCUUCCAUGUGGUCCCUGCGGCUAUGAAGAGGCGCUAUGAGCUGCUGUCAGCCCAGAGCGAACUCAGCCCACCCCAGUCAAACAGAGUGUACUUCAGCCAAGCCUCUCAGCAGCCGGGGGACAGGUCCAGUCUAGUGGGGGGGCCAGCAUCCAGGCCUGGACCACAACCUGGCCUCAACCACAACCACCAGGGCCCCCUGGCAGGAAGCACCCCAGAGCCGAGCCGACGGUACACCAUGUUACCCCACACCUUGCUCUCCAGGACCCCGUCCGCCCCCUCCCCCUCCCUGCAGCGCAGGAUCAGCACUAACCUGUCCUCCAGCUCCUACCUAAAGAACAAAGGCCGCAGAUUCAACAUCCAGCUGAAGAAAGGUCCAGAGGGUCUGGGGUUCAGCAUCACAUCCAGAGAUGUUCCCAUUGGCGGCAGUGCUCCCAUUUAUGUCAAAAACAUUCUUCCUCGAGGGGCCGCCAUCCAAGAUGGCCGACUGAAAGCUGGAGAUCGGCUGCUGGAGGUUAGUGGAGUGGACCUUAAUGGUAAGACCCAGGAAGAGGUGGUGGCGCUGCUACGAGCCACACCCAUGGGUGGGACUGUGAACCUGUUGGUGACUCGUCAGGAGGACUCCCUGCCAAGAGAAGUGCAACCAGAUGAAGAUGACAUGGUGUUAACCCCUGAUGGCACACAGGAGUUCAUGACCUUUGAGAUCCCCCUGAAUGACUCAGGCUCUGCAGGUCUGGGUGUCAGCGUCAAGGGUAACCGGUCAAAGGAGAACCAUGCCGACCUGGGCAUCUUUGUGAAAUCCAUUAUCAAUGGAGGGGCUGCCAGCAAGGAUGGGCGUCUACAUGUCAAUGACCAACUCAUUGCAGUCAAUGGAGAGUCGUUGCUUAGGAAGACCAACCAGGAUGCCAUGGAAACGCUGCGCAAAUCCAUGUCUGUAGAGGGAAACAAGCGAGGGAUGAUCCAGCUCAUCGUGGCACGGCGGGUGGCCAAAAACAAUGAGGAAGCACCUGGAAGCCCUCCAGUUUUAGAGCAUCCCAUGAACUCUCUGCUGGACAACCAUGAGCGUCGUAUCUCCCACUCUCUGUAUGAAACCAUUGAGGGCUUGAACAACAUCACGACACCACGGGCUAAUGCGAUCGGACGCAUUGGUAACUACCAGCUCUCUCCAACUGUGAACAUGCCACAGGAUGACAUAGUGAUGAUUGAAGAUGAUAGGCCACCUCUGCUUCCUGCCCACCUUUCUGACCAAUCAUCCUCCAGUUCCCACGAUGACAUGGGUUUUGUGGGAGAGAACCCUGUGCCCUGGAUCCACGAUCUGCCCGGUCAGAAUGAAUGCUCGCUCAGUCCAGAUGCAGACCCUGAUGGUGCAUUCCAGAGGGAGGGUUUUGGUCGGCAGAGUAUGUCAGAAAAACGAACCAAACAGUAUGACAGCGCUGCUCAACUGGAGAUCAUCAAGACCCGCAAGUCUAAGAGCAUGGAUCUAGUAGCAGAUGAGAUUAACUGCAGCACAAGAACCAAUGGAGGCUCUGCAGAACAAGAGGUCGGACCCUCGCUGGGCCUGAAAAAGUCCAGCUCCCUGGAAAGUCUCCAGACGGCUGUUGCUGAGGCAACGCUGAACAGCGAGAUUAAUGUUAACAGGCCACGCUCACGGAUCGUCAGGGGCCGCGGCUGCAAUGAGAGCUUCCGAGCUGCAAUUGACAAAUCAUAUGAGAAAACUGGUGUCACAACGGCAGAAGAAGAGAACAGCAUGGAGACAUUGGACGAGGAUACUGAAGGAAGUUCCCGAUCAGGUCGUGAGUCGAUGUCCACCAGUGGUGACCUUAUUGUGGGCUCAGGGCUGAACGGCAACCUCUCCAAAGAUGACAGACGGAAAGACUGGGACAAGGUUGGAGGGAAGGAAAAGAAGAAACCUGAAAGGGAUAAAGAGGAGAAAGACAAGGACAAGAUCAAAGCCAAGAAAGGCAUGCUGAAGGGCCUGGGCGAGAUGUUCAGGUUUGUAAAGCACCGGAGGGAUGAGCGGCCAGGAGACAGGAUGGAGAGGAAGAGCUCUAGUAAAUCUAAAGCUGAGGACAUGCAGGCGUCAGAAGAGGAGACCCUGCGGAUGAGGCUGGAACAAGAGAGAAUUCAGGCCAAGACACGGGAACUUCGGGAGAGGCAGGCAAAAGAGAGGGAAUAUGCCGAGAUCCAAGAUGUUGUCAGCCGCACGUUUAGCUCAGAUGAAGAGCACACCUAUGCUGGCAUUGGAUCCUUAGACUCAUCGGUAGAUAGCAGCAGCACAGACCCAGCCCUCAGGCUUCCCGUGAGCCUUCAGGACAACGGUCCACCCCUGGAAGCUCUGUAUGCCCAGGUCAACAAGCCUCGAAAUGGACGCCCAGCAGCUCCAGACAGCAGUCAGAUGGCUCCCAGUAACCACGACCGGAUACAAAGGCUGAGGCAUGAGUUCCAGCAGGCCAAACAGGAGGAGGACCUCGAGGACCAUCGGCACACCUACAGUUUCGACCAGUCCUGGGCGAGCAACGGGACAGAGACACAGAGUGGACGUCAUUCUGUAACAGUUGAGACUCAGGUUCAGAAGCAGCAGCAAGAGGACAGAGAUGGUUUCCAACAAGCACAGAGACAGUACAGCUCCCUGCCACGGCAACCUCGCAAGAACCCCAGCGCAGUGUCCCAGGACUCAUGGGACAAGGUGUACAUGCCAGCAGAGGGAUUCCAGGCAACCAAGGAGAACCCCCGCUACUCUGGUGGCCAGGGAUCACGUAACGGCUACCUGGGAGCUUCUAGCUUCAAUGCCCGUGUCCUCUUAGAGACUCAGGAACUGCUGAGGCAGGAGCAGAGACGCAGAGAGCAGGAGGCCAACAAGACCAGGCCACCCCCCCACAAGAAACCCCCAGUGGCAGCACCUAUGACCAAAACAGAGACCACACUCAGGCCCCUAGCUCUGCCCCAGCACAGGCCCCACCUCAAUCCAAAGGUCCCUACAGACAGGAUGUGCCCCCGUCUCCUUCUCAGCUCGCCAAGCUCAGCAGGCUUCAGGGUUCGGAAAAAGGGAGGCUGUUUUACUCCUGAGACAGUGACAGGGAACUGGAAUGAGAACAUUUUUUGAGAUGAGGACUGAUUCUAGGGAGCAUUAGUAGGGAAAAAUACAAAGAGGGCAAUAUGUCUGUUUUUAUAAAAUGCUGAGACUUUCAUGGGUUUGUUGAUAUAGAAUGUUAAUAUUUAAAAAAAAAAUGAAAUGAACCAUGAUUCUUUUUAAGAAAAGAAAAGAAAUGAUUUUAGAUUUUUCUAUUGUCCACUGUUAAAAUCAUCUAACUAUGUGUAUAAGUGCCUUCUAGUCCAUUGAUGGUUCACCUUGGCUCAUGAUCUGCAGCUCUGACACAUUCAGUAGCACUGACAUCACAGUAAAGGGCAAUUGGCAUCACUACAUCGUCACAUCUGACAGCAGUCUGACCUAAACAUCAUAACCCCAAGUACAAGACACAGCCAAGGCAUGCUUUUGUCCCACUUGGGUCCUGGUGAGUAUCUAAGUUGUGAUAUCAUGCUUUGCUGCUCAUGUUCAAGGGGACUUUGUCAAGCACUGCUGUACAUGUGUGUACAUGUUGGUAGGAGUUGGCAUGUAGUGACAGAGUGUGGAGGUUAAGCAGCUUGUGUGCACUGUGGAGUCAGAGCUUGGGCUUUGGGCAUGACCGCUCACCCCCCUCAGUUCAGAGAAAUGUCCCUUUUGGUUUCUGAUACAGCACUACCCUGAGUCUGCGUCCUCCUUCCAAACCCCUCUUGUAUUUAAUAUGAUAAUCCUGAAUUCUCUGUUUCUCUCUGCUGGCUGCUUUAGCUCUGUUUUUUCUCUUCACAUUGUCACCCUCACCAUACGGCACUCUCAGUGGAGGAAAACAGCUUUAGAUCUCCUUUACUCCUACCCUGCCCUACCCACCCAGGGAAUCCAGCAGUAUAAAUGGGGUCACGUCUGGGUUAUUAAUUAAUGUACCUCAUUAAAAAUGAAUGCACCCCUUUGUGUGUGUGUUUGUUGUCGUGUGGCGAGGAGUAAGAAACAGCGACCUUGCCGGCAUGGCUCUGGCCCCGGCCUCGCUUAGAAUGAUUUGGCUGUAACCGAAGCCUGUUGGCCCCUAGGUGUCUGAGCUGUUCCUUGCUGAAUAUUUCAUCAGGGUGGUUACAUGGGAAACCACAUUGGCUCUGCAGUGGGUGGCCUCAGUGUGGGACUGCCUAUCCAUAGGCCUGGUACAAUAGAGCUGAUUUUGUUUUCCAGUUGUGAUUAUGUCCAUUGAUAGAAAACCACUUGGGAGCUUUUUCGUCGUUCAGUCAAUACUAAGUGGUGCAGUUUUCAAAGUGUGUGUGAGAGUGUAUAUGUAUGACCCAGUGUGUGUGUGUGUGUGUAUGUGUGUGUAUUUCUGUCCCUAUAAGAACAAGAAUUUGAGCUUCAGUUGUUAGUGACAGCACUUUUCACAAUAUGACAUUUUCCUUGAAAGGCACAGUUGAUGACUAAGUUGAUGUUAUUGCUAAAAUAGUUUUUUUAUUUGUUUGGUAAUUGAUAGGAGGAAGUUAGGAAGCUACCCUGACUUCUUUUUUUGCUUGAUCAGAGUUUUGAGGCCGUUUUUUCCUUCAGUAUGUUUACACACAGUCAAGAAAGCUGGUUUCUCAGAGAAACCAAGUUAUGUGGGCAUGUGGAGAAUGCUGUUACUGUAGAAACCUGGUCACUAUAAAUAAAUGUAUACAUGCAGCAGAUGAGUAAUCUUUCUACCCUACCCUGACCUCCUGUAGUAAUACACUAUGCUACUUCUUGAUAAAUACGUUUCAGUUUUACAAAUUGUAAAAAUACAAUUGUUUAGUGGUCUUGUAAUCGACUGGCAGUUUCUCCCGGGUGUACCCUGCCUCUCACCCAGUGUCAGAUGGGACCGGCUCCAGCCUCCCUGCGACCAUUAAGAUAAGCGGUAUAGAUAAAGGAUGGAUGGAAAUUGUUUAGUGAAACAAAUCACUUUACUUUACCAUCUAAAACUUACUUUGUGUCAGUUUAGUUUUAGUUGGAUCUGGGAUUCACUUAUUUUGAACACAGAGUGCAUCACUAUGUGUACCAAUCUUUCCGGCACCCGGGUGUCCCAUGAAUUCUUUCCCUGUCUGACAUUUUUGUCAUGCACAUGCAUACAUGUAAAAAGCUGAUUAGACACCCAGUUACAAAUACACAUGCCCAUGAAAAUCUUCCUAGACAAAUUAGGAGUCUCAAAUUCUCAACCCCAAUUAUGUAGAAAUUAAUUUACCAUGGAGAGAUGACUGGAACCUGGUUAAUUACAGCAUAAACCCACUUCUCUGAACUUUUACUGGAAGUUACAGACUUGCAAUGCCAUGUUUUUUACUACUCAGUUAUUAAAUUAAAUAAAAAUUAAAUGUAGUCAGUAUAUUAUACACCUUUUGUUACCUACUCUAAACAGUCUUUGGCCCAUUUCCUGAGUCCUGGGUUUAGGAUUAAGACCAGAAUUAGACAUACAAUGGUUAGAAUAAGUUAGGAGUACAUUUCAUAGCAUUUUUGUGGUAGAGGGUCUAUGGUUCGUGUUUCUGUAUGUGCUUCCUCACAUAUACAAGGGUAUGUAAAAUACAGUACUAGUACUAGUAUGUUUCUUCAGCUAAUUUUCCAGUGUGUGUGUUAGUGUAGGUGGACAUGUGUUUAAGUGUCUGUGAACGUUGCCAGUAACUGGAUGCUCCAAUAUGUCUAUGAAUAUGUCUUGGCAGCCAUAUGAACCACUUGGCUGCCGAGUGGCAGAAGAGCAGAGGAGUAGGAGGGAGAGAAGAUGGGAGGCCUGACCUUGCAGAUGAUUCAGUCAACGGAGUAAUCACAACUAUUCCUCUGAGCCUGCAGUACAAACAGGAGGUUACCAACAAGGCUGUGCUUCGCUCUUGCUGUCUCUUUUUCUCUUCAUUUAUGUUUCUCAUCUGUCAGUCUGACGUGUUUGUGUUUUUCGGUGGCAGAAUUGUUGGGUCUGGUCUGUUAUGGAUGAAAGUGACUGUGUGUAUGUGUGUCUGUGUUUGAGGGGGUCCACUCUGACGCAGCAGCUGUUUUAACUGAUGUCUCCGUGCUUCAUGUGUCUCAUCAUCAAGGGGGUUUUGG